Molecule: messenger RNA, 1320 nt
Organism: Lineus longissimus
Lineage: Eukaryota; Metazoa; Nemertea; Pilidiophora; Heteronemertea; Lineidae
Product: GPN-loop GTPase 2-like
Exons: 4
Coding region: 156-1091 (311 amino acids)
Cellular component (GO): cytoplasm
Molecular function (GO): GTPase activity
Source: RefSeq, a predicted model, not a curated record
GAUGGCUGCGACCAUGAAAUCACUUCCCUGCAACUUUUUGUGUGUUUUUACCGUAGUUUUCUUCAAAUAAAACCCAUAUGAUGUGAAAAGAUUGAGUUGAUGCUAGUUUAUAAGUGAAACUUCGACAAGAUUCCUCUACUACUGCAAGUGCAAGGAUGACUCUGUUUGGCCAAGUCGUAAUCGGUCCUCCGGGCUCUGGAAAAACAACAUAUUGCACUGCCAUGAAGCAGUUCUUCUCAACACUUGGUAGGAAGGUUGCCGUUAUCAACAUGGAUCCCGCCAAUGAUACGCUUCCGUACGAAUGUGCCAUAGACAUCUCGGUUCUCAUCACUCUCAGCGACGUCAUGGACAAUUUAAAACUUGGCCCAAAUGGCGGACUGAUCUACUGUAUGGAAUAUUUGGAGAAGAACUUGGACUGGCUGAAGGAAAAGAUUGACAAAUUGAAAGAUCAUUACCUCCUCUUUGACUUCCCAGGUCAGGUGGAACUAUACACUCAUCACGAGUCUGUGAAAAAUAUCGUUCAGAAGAUGAUAAAGUGGGACUUCCGAUUAGCCGCUGUUCAUCUUGUUGAUUCACACUACUGUAGUGACCCUUCAAAAUUCAUCGCCAUUCUUCUCACCUCUUUAUCUACCAUGUUACAAGUGGCUUUGCCGCAUGUAAAUGUGUUAUCUAAAGCAGACUUAAUUGAAAAGUACGGCAAACUUUCAUUCAAUUUGGAUUUCUUCACGGAAGUAUUAGAUUUGGACUUCCUCUUGAACCAUCUUCAGGAUGAUCCAUUCUUUUCCAAGUUUAAGAAGUUGAAUGAAGCCAUUUGUGGUGUGAUUGAAGAUUACAGCUUAGUGUCUUUCAUCGCCUUAGACAUAGAGGACAAGGAAAGUGUGUUACGCAUCGUGAAAACAGUGGACCAGGCUAACGGUUACAUGUUCAAUGACCUCGAGGAACGUAACUUACAGACUUUGAUGUCUUGUGCUGUAGGAACGUCGGAAUUCGAAUACGACAAGAUUCGUAAUAUUCAGGAAAAAUACAUGAGUAGUGAAGACAAUGAACCUACAGGAGGUUCGGAUAAAGAUGACCAGAUGGUGAUGGACUGAUGAAAUGUGUAAAUUUCAGUUUUCCGACAACAUGCAUUUAACCAUGAAAUGUUUGUGAAACUAAAAGUUGGUAAUUUUUUUGCUUACAGUACAUGUUAUCAGUGAUGCAUUUAAGAUGGCAGAAUCUCAGAUGUCCUGCACUUAAAAACAAUCCUGGGAUGAAAAAAAGAAAACAUUGUACUCCUAAUGCAUCCAGCUGAAUAAUUAGUGUAAUAGAUUUUUGGAUGGA